GAGCUCACCAGGAGAUAGUCUCGGGAGAGAGAAUGAGAGAAAGGAGAGGAGGAGAGAGCAAAUGACGGCAGUAAAUUUGACCGUGGGGGAACGAGUGAAGAAUCAGAAGAGAAGAGAGACAGAGAGCGAGAGAGCGAGAGAGCGAGAGAGAGAGAGAGAGAGAGAGAGAGAGAGAGAGAGAGAGAGAGAUGUGGAAUAUGCUGAACCUGAGGAAAUGUGCUGGACUGUCCUAACAUCCCCUCGCUCCCUCCCUCCCUCCCUCGCUCCCUCCCUCCUCUUCCAGCCGGCUUCUUUGACACUGAGCCUCUUGAAGAUCCUCUCAGUGUGUGUGUGCUGUGUGAAGUGUCUCCGCAGCGCUCACGCUCACGCUCAGCCGAACACUCUCACACGUUUACACUCACAUGUUCACACACACGCAAAGAAGAGGAGGAGGACAGAGGCUCGGGAUUAAGGGAGGACUAACUUUCCGCUCGUCUGCGAGGGACUGAACCCGAGUGUACGCGCUCGUCCUGCACACUCACACGAAGACGCACAACUCCUCCAGAUCUCCACAGCUCCACACCGUCCUCGCCCUCGCCCUCGCCCUCGCCCUCGCCGGUCACCAUGCAGGUGUCCAUCGCCUGCACCGAGCACAAUCUGAAGGGCCGGAAUGGAGAACACGGCAAGCAGAGUGCCACCAGCCCCAACGUGGUGAACGCAGCGCGCGCCAAAUUCCGCACGGUGGCCAUCAUCGCGCGCAGCUUCGGCUCCUUCACCCCGCGCCACCACAUCUCUCUCAAAGAGUCCACGGGAAAGCACACGGGAAUGAAGUACCGGAACCUUGGGAAGUCUGGAUUGCGAGUAUCCUGUCUGGGUCUUGGCACCUGGGUGACUUUCGGAGGUCAGAUUUCCGACGAGGUAGCAGAGAAACUGAUGACCAUAGCCUACGAGAGCGGUGUGAACCUGUUCGACACGGCCGAGGUUUACGCUGCAGGAAAAGCCGAAGUCAUCCUGGGAAACAUUAUCAAGAAAAAGUGCUGGAGGAGAUCCAGUCUAGUGAUCACGACUAAGCUCUACUGGGGAGGAAAAGCCGAGACUGAGAGAGGCCUUUCCAGAAAGCAUAUAAUAGAAGGUCUCAAAGGCUCCCUACAGAGGAUGCAGCUGGAAUACGUGGACGUAGUCUUCGCCAACCGUCCUGACAGCAACACUCCGAUGGAGGAGAUCGUGAGGGCGAUGACGCACGUGAUCAACCAGGGGAUGGCUAUGUACUGGGGGACGUCGCGAUGGACGGCCAUGGAGAUUAUGGAAGCGUACUCUGUGGCGAGGCAGUUUAACCUGAUCCCCCCGGUGUGUGAACAGGCCGAGUAUCACCUCUUUCAGAGGGAGAAAGUGGAGGUGCAGCUGCCUGAGCUCUACCACAAGAUAGGUGUAGGAGCCAUGACGUGGUCCCCUCUUGCCUGUGGAAUCAUCAGCGGAAAGUAUGAAAAUGGCAUCCCAGAAUCCUCUAGGGCAUCGAUGAAGUCGUACCAGUGGCUGAAGGAGAAGAUCAUGAGUGAGGAUGGGAGGAAGCAGCAGGCUAAGCUGAAGGAGUUGUCUCAUAUAGCUGAGAAGCUCGGCUGCACUCUGCCACAGCUGGCUGUGGCCUGGUGCCUGAGGAACGAAGGAGUGAGUUCGGUUCUCCUAGGAACCUCCAACCCAGAACAGCUAACAGAAAACCUGGGAGCCAUUCAGGUUCUACCCAAGAUGACGUCCCAUGUAGUGACUGAAAUCGACCACAUACUUGGAAACAGGCCGUACAGUAAGAAGGACUAUCGCUCGUAGGGGUUUUGGGUGACAUCAUCCCGGUGGGUGUGUUUCCUGAUCUGAACACCUCUCUCCUCCUGCUCCUCCUCCUCCUCCACCUCCUCUUCCUGGGUUUGCUCUCUGGUAGGAGUCUGGGAGAAAGCCUCAACUCGCCUCGCCUUGCCUCGCUCGUGUCCUUGUUUGUGCAUGCCCCCUUCCCCUUACUAACUCGACAGCCACGCGUCACCAUGACGACAACCGCCGUCUGACAGACUGAAAAACAACGCACGAAAUCACAAACCGUCACGUAGCAAGGGAGCGUGGUGCUCCGAGAGCCUCGCUGACGAUGCCCUGCUCUGACCUCGGAAGCGUCCCGACCCUGACAUGUCCUCUGCUCGGUGAGAUGUGACCCAAGGGACAUACCGGAGACCUGCCGAUUGUACAGAACGGAGGUGUGGAGCACGUCUCCCCCUGCUGUUCGAGCGGGAGAACUACAGCCUCACUUUCCACAAACUGAAGAGGAACAAGGCGUCCCGUUACACACAUCCAUACCGCUCUCUGCCUGUUUAGCGAAAGCCUGCAUUAGUAAUUGCAUCUGAUUAAAGAAGGCCUGUUUA
Ictalurus punctatus (channel catfish) is the source of this 2378-nucleotide messenger RNA. It is a transcript of the gene kcnab1a, whose product is annotated as potassium voltage-gated channel subfamily A regulatory beta subunit 1a. Gene Ontology annotation, molecular function: transmembrane transporter binding; potassium channel regulator activity; voltage-gated potassium channel activity. Gene Ontology annotation, cellular component: membrane; cytoplasm; juxtaparanode region of axon. Gene Ontology annotation, biological process: potassium ion transport; negative regulation of delayed rectifier potassium channel activity; transmembrane transport. Bases 604 to 1800 code for a protein of 398 amino acids. NCBI's taxonomy places the organism in Eukaryota, Metazoa, Chordata, Actinopteri, Siluriformes, Ictaluridae. The record is from RefSeq and is a predicted model, not a curated record. The transcript is spliced from 14 exons.